This is a messenger RNA of Cavia porcellus (domestic guinea pig), 467 nucleotides long. RefSeq names its product S100 calcium binding protein P (gene S100p). NCBI's taxonomy places the organism in Eukaryota, Metazoa, Chordata, Mammalia, Rodentia, Caviidae. The record is from RefSeq and is a predicted model, not a curated record. Bases 100 to 387 code for a protein of 95 amino acids. The transcript is spliced from 2 exons. Gene Ontology annotation, molecular function: transition metal ion binding; calcium ion binding; calcium-dependent protein binding.
AGUCCCACCCUCUGUGUCAACAGGGCUGGCCUCAUAAAGCCGCAGGGGCCGCCCGGACCACAUUUCCUCCUCAGCCCAGCCAGGCAGCAGAGCCCCACCAUGACGGAGCUGGAGACGGCCAUGGGCCUGGUCAUCAACGUCUUCGCCCGCUAUGCGGCCGGGGAGGGCAGCAAGCAGAGCCUGACCAAGAGCGAGCUGAAGGUGCUGAUGGAGAAGGAGCUUCCGGGCUUCCUGCAGAGUGCAAAGGACAAGGACACUGUGGACAAGCUGCUCAAGGACCUGGACGCCAACGGAGACGCUGAGGUGGACUUCAACGAGUUCAUCGUGUUUGUGGCUGCACUCACGUCUGCCUGUCACAGCUACUUCGUGAAGGCAGGGCCUGUGUGAGGCCAGGGCUCAGACCCCUGGCCCGGCGCCCUGCUGCUGAUUCUGUGACGUCCCCUGAUGAAUAAACACCUGUGGAAUGA